CGGGUAAUGACAUGCUUUCAACCCGCGGCUGGACGAGGUGCCGUGCGACGCAGAUUUACAGUUUCAGUGCUGUUGAGGCGUACCGUACCAGAAGACGGCUUGGGCCGUCUGAAUCAAGAUCUAAACUUGCGUCGGAUCUGAUCUGGUCCGGUCGGGGGAUGUCCGACCCCUCUUUUGGCUUCUCCUCAUCAUACUAUUCUUCUGGGGUGAUGCUGUGGAGAUGGGUGUAUAUAUUGGGUGGAUUGCCCGGAUUAUCUGCCACUCUACUAGUCAUACUAUGAGAUGACAGAAUCAAAACAAGGAAACUAGAGAGAGAAGAUAGAAAAUGCCUAAAUUCAACCUCUUUGGCACUGGCACAUCCCUUCAAGCAGCGAUAUGGGCUGCUUGUGGGAUGGCGUUUAUUUUAUUUGGCUACGACCAAGGCGUCUUCUCCGGCAUUAUCGAAAACACCUCCUUCCUCGCCACCAUGUCCCAUCCCAACGACAGUCUAACCGGCAUUAUCGUCUCGAUCUACAACCUCGGAUGUUUCUUCGGCUGUGUGGUGAAUUUCCUGCUUGGGGAUUGGUUGGGAAGACGCAGGGCGAUGUGGCUGGCUAUGGUUUGGGUUAUUAUCGGCGCAACGCUCCAAUGCAGCGCAUACACCGUCCCGCAUCUCAUGAUCGGUCGGUUCGUGACGGGCAUCGGAACCGGCAUUGAGACGUCUACGGUGCCGAUGUAUCAGGCGGAACUCUGUGAGGCGAGGAAGAGGGGUCGGAUGGUAUGUAGUGAGCCGUUGUUGGUGGGGGUGGGGAUUGUUAUUAGUUAUUUCUUCGAUUAUGGUAUGAGUUAUGUAGGUGGGGAAAUCGCGUGGAGAUUGCCGAUUGCGUGUCAGAUUAUUUUUGCAAUUGUGGUGAUUAUCCUGGUCUUUGGACUGCCCGAGUCCCCGAGGUACUGUUACCAGGAAGGCAGGAAUGAAGAGGCGCUGCAGAUCCUGAGUGAUGUAUAUGGGCGGCCUAAGGACGAUCCGGUGAUUUUGGCCGAGCAGGAAGAGAUUCUCGAGGCUAUUUCCGUGGAGACUAAACAUGGGGGGUAUAAGUGGAGAAAUAUUUUCAAAAAAGAUGAAGUCUCGACAGGUCAUCGAGUGCUUCUCGCAUAUGGCAUGCAAUUCAUGAACCAAGUUGGCGGGAUCAACCUAGUCGUAUACUACAUCCCUACCGUUCUCAACACCAACGUCGGCCUGAGCAAGAAUCUCUCCAAUCUUCUCGGGGGCUGUGUCCAAAUCAUGUUCGUCGUCGGAAGCAUCUUCCCCACCUUCUUCGUGGAUCGAGUCGGGCGCCGAGCACCCAUGAUGUGGGGUUCAUUCGGCUUGGGCAUCUGCAUGAUGAUGGUCUCCAUCCUGCUCAGCUUCAAAGGCCAGGCCAACGAACAUCCGACAUCGUCCGCCGCUGUCGCCUUCUUCUUCGUGUAUAUGCUCAUCUUCGGCGCCUCGGUCAAUUGCAUCCCCUGGUGCUAUGUGCCAGAGAUCCUCCCCCUUCAUGCGCGCGCCAAGGGAACGGCCGUGGGGAUCUCCUCCAACUGGAUCUGGAACUUCUUCGUUGUGAUGAUCACCCCCGUCAUCAUCAAUCGCCUCCAAUGGAAAGCCUACCUCAUCUUCAUGUGCACCAAUUUUGCCUUUGUCCCGCUGGUAUACUUUUGCUAUCCCGAAACCGCCCGGUUGACCCUCGAGGAGAUCGACUACCUGUUCACCAAUCCGGGCAAGAGCGCGGUGCAAACCUCCAAGGAGCUGGCGAAGGCGCGAAAGAAUGGAUUGGGGUCUGGGCAGCGACUAAUCGGGCAUGGAGCCAGGGAGAAGCUGGACAGUGAGGUCGCUGAUGGUACCGAAGAGCAAGUCGAGCAGGUGUAGAGAAAUCGCGCGGGGAUUGUAUUCAAUGUACCGAAUGUAUGGCGUCUGCAGAGCGAAUACUGUAGGAUGGGUCGGUCAGUGGUGAGGCAAUUCUGAACUUGACGCGGUCGCAAGUGCUCCAGGUAGAAGCAUUCAACCGAGUCAGCGGUGUAUAGGAGUCCGUAAACCUGUUGAAGUUCAGUCACCGAGAGUCGCUCAAGGAUCGGUCGG
Molecule: messenger RNA, 2092 nt
Organism: Aspergillus ibericus CBS 121593
Lineage: Eukaryota; Fungi; Ascomycota; Eurotiomycetes; Eurotiales; Aspergillaceae
Product: putative MFS sugar transporter
Exons: 9
Coding region: 326-1882 (518 amino acids)
Biological process (GO): carbohydrate transport; transmembrane transport
Cellular component (GO): membrane
Molecular function (GO): carbohydrate:proton symporter activity
Source: RefSeq, a predicted model, not a curated record